Cicer arietinum (chickpea) is the source of this 653-nucleotide messenger RNA. RefSeq lists its product as uncharacterized. Lineage: Eukaryota; Viridiplantae; Streptophyta; Magnoliopsida; Fabales; Fabaceae. The record is from RefSeq and is a predicted model, not a curated record.
AUGUAUGUUGAGGAGAACAUAGGCGCGUGUUUCGUAAUUUCACAAGAAAGCACUAUAGAAAGACACAAGAAAGCAUUAAAAGAGUCCAAAACCCUUCCUCUACUGUUUCUCUUCCAGAUUUGUUUUAUUAUGGCUAUUUCUGAUACAGUAGUGAGUAACCUUACUACAAUCUACGUGGCGGUGAUCACCUGUAUGAAGGCCUACGGUUUUCUCUGUGGUCGAAGCUUUAACGGCGCAUAUGUUGUCAUGAUAUCAACCACAGUGGUGGCUUUGAUCUUAAUGACAACGCUGACGUGGGACUUGUCUCGUAAAGCCACGUAUGCUUUCAAUCGUGACCAUCCUCACAAUCAUGUCAUGAUGUGUAAGGGUGGUAUAUGUUGGCAUGGUGUGGCGGUCCGAUCACCGGCAUCUGAGCUCCGUUUCAGACUUCCUCACCAACAGAACGCCGCUUUCUAACACUAUAGGUCUUCUAUCAUUAUCCAUAACAAACUAUUUGGUAAAGAUAGUGAGAUACUUCAGAUUAUGUGAAAAUGACUUUUUAAUUCACUAUUAUAAUUAUUAUUUUCUUUUUUCUUGUAAUUAAUUUGGGUUUAAUGGAUAUACCGUAAAUGUAAAAUAAUUUUGCGUUUCAAUGAGAAUUAUUUAUUUUGCUA